Messenger RNA from Rhipicephalus sanguineus (brown dog tick), 1857 nucleotides. RefSeq names its product LIM domain-binding protein 2 (gene Chi). The record is from RefSeq and is a predicted model, not a curated record. NCBI's taxonomy places the organism in Eukaryota, Metazoa, Arthropoda, Arachnida, Ixodida, Ixodidae. Gene Ontology annotation, molecular function: LIM domain binding. The transcript is spliced from 13 exons. Gene Ontology annotation, biological process: nervous system development; positive regulation of transcription by RNA polymerase II; negative regulation of transcription by RNA polymerase II. Gene Ontology annotation, cellular component: transcription regulator complex; nucleus. Bases 370 to 1857 code for a protein of 495 amino acids.
GCGGCGGCAGUUUGGGCUACCGCUGGGCUUCGCCGCUGCGUCCGACUCGGCCCCUGCGCGAGGGCUGACUCACACUUCGCGCUGCUGCUUUGCAUUCGCCCGACGCCUCGCGGACGCACGCCGCCGUGCUGUCAGUGCGCGCGAACGCCGGCAGUCUGCUUGACGGCCAGCUUCCCGCGUCAGCCUGCCGCUCGGAUCGUCGGCCUGACUGCAGUCGACUGGUGCCCCACCGGCCCGAGACCCCUUCACGACCACGCAGGCCGGUCUUCCUAACAGGCAUGCGGCGUCCCGGGAGGCCGGCCGGACGAUGCCCGCCAUGAGCCCUGCGGCGGCCAGUCGCCACCCGCUUCCUCUUCUGCUUACCGAGGAAUGCGAUUAAGACCGGAACUGGCCACCGGCACAGUGAGCCCGCGGCACUGCGUGCGCAACAGCCCGACGGGUUCCGGCGGCGGGCCGGGCCUGGUGGCGCAGGCGCCGGCGCACGGCCCCGCCCACGGGCCAGGACACGGGCCUCCCGGGCCGGGGGGACCUCCACACGGACCCCCACACGGGCCCCCGCACGGGCCGGCGCACAGCCCCGCGCAUGGGCCCCCUCCGCCGCCGCCCCCACACGGACCCCCUCCUCCUCCGCCGCACGGGCCCCCUCCGCCACACGGGGGGCCGGGCGGCAUGGAACCCGACGGCAGCUGGAAGGGGCCUGCGCCCCCGCCCCACCACCACCCGGCGCUCAUGGGCCACGGGCCCGGGGCCAUGCACCACGGGCCGCCCCCGCACCAUGGUCCCCCUCCGCCACAUCCGGGAGGGCCCCCGCACCCCAUGGCGGGACCUCCGCCGCACACCAUGCCCGAUGGACGACCCCUCGACCCCGGAAGACACACGCCGUACUUUGGCCAGCCGGACUACAGAAUCUACGAGAUGAACAAGCGGUUGCAACAAAGGACGGAAGAGAGCGACAACUUGUGGUGGGACGCAUUUGCAACAGAGUUCUUCGAGGACGAUGCCACCUUGACGCUCACAUUCUGCUUGGAGGAUGGGCCAAAGCGUUACACCAUUGGACGGACCCUGAUCCCACGCUACUUCCGGAGCAUAUUCGAAGGAGGCGUCACGGAUCUUUACUUCAACCUGAAACACCCCAAAGAGUCAUUUCACAACACCACUAUCACACUGGACUGUGACCAGUGCACCAUGGUAACACACCAUGGGAAAUCUCCUUAUAGCAAGGGGCUUGGUGGGCAGUACCCAACAGAUCCCCUAAAGGAGCAACUUGCCAAAGACAAUGCUGUCAUUGUUUGCACAGAGGGCCGCCUCAUCCUUGAAUUCACUUUUGAUGAUCUGAUGCGCAUCAAGUCUUGGCACUUUGCAACACGCACACAUAGAGAGCUGGUUCCGCGAAGUCUAAUUGCCAUCCAGGCUCAACAGCAAGACCCAGGCAUGUUAGAACAACUGUCCAAAAACAUCACAAGACAAGGCCUGACAAAUUCCACGCUGAAUUAUUUGAGGCUUUGCGUCAUCCUGGAGCCAAUGCAGGAGCUGAUGUCACGGCACAAGGCCUAUGCACUAAGUCCCCGAGACUGCCUCAAGACAACACUGUUUCAGAAGUGGCAACGAAUGGUUGCGCCACCAGGUGUCGCACACCGCGGAGCACCUAAUGACCUAAAAUCAGCUCAAGAUAUAGAAACCCAACGGCCUCCAAGCAAACGCCGGAAGAGGAAAUCAUCUGCAGCCAAUAACGCCGGUGGUGCAGGCAAUGCUGGUUCUGGUGGCAAGAAAAAGAAUAUGUCGCCUGGACCUCCAAACUUUUCGCUUGCAUCACAGGUGAGCGGUGCAAUAGAAAUGGGGAGAAACCUUGUAGCUUAG